Molecule: messenger RNA, 3203 nt
Organism: Anopheles nili
Lineage: Eukaryota; Metazoa; Arthropoda; Insecta; Diptera; Culicidae
Exons: 11
Coding region: 16-3141 (1041 amino acids)
Source: RefSeq, a predicted model, not a curated record
CCUCGGGUGCCAGUGAUGGUGUACAUCCACGGUGGUGGAUUCAUGAGUGGCAGCGGUAGUAGCUUGUUCUAUAAUCCGGAGUACUUCAUUCAGCAGGACGUGCUGGUCGUUACCAUCAACUACCGACUUGGGCCGCUCGGUUUUCUUAGCCUGCCAUCUGCUGGUAUCGCGGGCAAUGCGGGCCUCAAGGAUCAGUUACUUGCGUUGAAAUGGGUACAUGAAAACAUCGCUCAGUUCGGAGGCGAUCCUGGCAAUGUAACACUAUUUGGAGAAAGUGCCGGCAGUAUGUCAUCGUAUUUGCACUACCUAUCACCAAACUCGCAGAAGUACAUCCAUCGGGUAAUCUGCCAGAGCGGUGUAGCCGUCUCGGAUUCGUUCUUCCAGGUAGAACCGGAAGAGAAGGCUCGCAAGCUGGCACGAUUCUUCGGCUACACCGGUGACAGUGACCAAGGAGUCUUGGAAACGCUCGAAAAGGUACCAGCGAAAGAGCUGGCAAAACACCAAAACAUCGCGAUCAGCGAAGCCGAAAAGCAGCUCUCGCUGAUCUUCAUCUUCCGCCCAGUAGUCGAACAGCAGGUGACUGACGACAGCAUCAUCACGCAGCAUCCCCGCGACAUCCUUAAAACACACGAUGCCCUUCAAAUGCCCUUGCUCGAGGGAUGUAACAGCGGUGAAGGCAUCUUAGCUCUGCGUAGUCUCGGCAACCGUUGGCGUGCCUUUGGGCGGUCACCAGAGCGAUUCGUGCCGGUGUUGUUAGGUCGAUCACCAGACCUAGACCGGGUUGCUGUAGGCCGUGAGAUCCAGCGGUUCUAUUUCGGCGAUCGACCAGUAGACGAUCGUUCAAUCGACGCCAUGUGCGACGUGAUGUCGGACAACACGUUCAUCACUAACUCGGUCACCAAUGCCGAGUGGCUGGCGAGGUAUCAACGGAAUGUGCGUCACUUUCACUACCGUUUCACGUACGAUGGCCGGUUCAGUGUGCUGAAGCGCAUUUUCCUGCUUUCGAAUGUGACUGGUGCCUGCCACGCAGACGAUACGAUGUACAUGUUCAACCCGUGCUUUUUACCGACAGUGCCUGCUUCAAGUGACGAGUGCAAGGUGCGCAACAUCUUCAUCGCCCUCUGGACCAGUUUCGCCCGCCAUGGCGAUCCUACAGCUGUCGUACCAACUAAUCUGGUGCCGGUGAAGUGGCAACCAGUGGCCAAAGUCGGCCUCUACUCUCCGGACGACUUCACGCUUGAUUGCUUCCAGAUCGACACCGUGCCGCGGAUGGUAAAGAAUCCAGGUGCUGGUCGUAUCCAGCUGUGGCGUCGACUGCUCAAGAAAUACCGGCCCGACUACCUUUACACGAUCGCCUCAAACACGGUUGAGAAACGCUGCAUUAAGCGCCACCUCGCGCAUUGUUUGAUGAUACGAAAACAAACCGGCUCCAACCUUUACUCGAUCAGUCAGCUAGUCGAUCAGUGGAGCUUGUUUGCCAACAACAGCCCGUCAGUACACCGCCAGCUGAUCGUUCGACAAGGUCAGCUACGUGGUGUCAGUUCCACUCUACCGAAUGGUGGUCGAUAUCACUACUUCAAGGGCAUCCCGUAUGCGAAACCUCCGGUCGGGAGAUUGCGCUUUAAGGCCCCGGUUCCCCUUGAACGGUUCCGAAAACCGGUGCUCGAUUGCUACGCCGAACGAGCUGAUUCCAUUCAGUUCGAUUUCUUCUCUGGAUUUAUAUUCGGAUCCGAAUGUGGCCUGUACUUGAACGUAUACACGCCUCAGCUUCCAGAAGAGCCGCGUACGUACGGAUUUGCCGUUAUGGUGUUCCUUCACGGGGGAGGAUUUUCCUGUGGAAGCGGCAGCAGUCUAUUCUACAACCCAGAGUAUUUCCUCCAACGAGGAGUGAUCGUGGUAACCAUCAACUAUCGAUUAGGACCGUUCGGGUUCCUUCAUCUACCGGAGGCUGGUGUUGAGGGAAACGCUGGUCUGAAAGAUCAACUGAUGGCACUCCGGUGGAUCAACGAAAACAUCGCCCAGUUCGGAGGCGAUCCAAACAACGUGACGCUGUUUGGUGAAAGUGCUGGCAGUUUCUCGGUCUAUCUCCACAUGCUCUCACCGAACUCAAGCAAGUACUUCCACAGGGCUAUCUGCCAGAGUGGCGUCGUUUGUUCGAGCUCAUUCAUGCAAACCAACCCGCUCGAGAUGGCCUUCAAUCUGGCCCGGUACUUUGGCUACACCGGAGAGAGUCAGCAGGAAGCGCUAGAAACGCUGCAGCAAGUCCCACCGAAGCUGUUGGCUAAGCAUCAGCGUAAGGCACUAGGCCAGGAUAAUUACAAGCAGAGAGAUCUCGUGUUCGUGUUUUUGCCUGUCGUUGAGCAAACCCUUACCGAUGACUCGAUCAUAACGCAGAGCCCGGAGGUGAUACUAAAGUCCUAUGAUACCCUACGUAUGCCCUUACUUGAGGGUUGCAACGACGCUGAGGGCAUCCUCGGACUCUUCAUUCUGAAUCAGCAGAUCCGCAUCGGAGAUAUCCACCUUAUGCCGGAGCGUAUGUCGGCGAAGAUCUUCCCUCAGCUGUCCCCGGCCGAACGAACUGAACUGGCAAAAAAGGUAUGCCAGUUCUACUUCGCGGAUAGCCCACCAACCGCAUGGUCAGCCGAUCAGAUUAAACACCUGCUGACGGACACGAUCUUCUUGAUCGAUUCCACCAUCAACGCUGAGUGGUUGGCGCGGUAUCAACCAAAUUUGCGCCAUUAUCAUUACCGUUUCACAUUCGAUGGACGAUUUAGCUUGUUGAAGCGAUUGUUCCACAAAGCGAUCGUGUCCGGAGCCUGCCACGGGGACGACACGCUAUACAUGUUCAAUCCAAAAUUUCUGCCCAACCUUGGCCCGUCCAGCGAUGAAUGUCGAGUAAGGGACAACUUUGUCGCGCUCUGGACUAGCUUUGCCAAGCACGGUGACCCCUCCGUUGACUCCCGAGACAUCGUUGACGUUCAGUGGCGACCGGUGGAGAAGAUCAAGCGAGAUUCACACGACGACUUCCGGAUCAAUUGUCUCGAGAUCAAUGUUCAGCCCGCUAUGAUAGGCGACCCAUGUCAGGAGCGGACCCGUUUUUGGCGGAAUCUACUCAAAACUCAUCGGAAAGGCUUCCUGUGAGAAGUGGAAAGUUGUAUGAUCAUCGAGUACAUUUGUUGCAGGAUAGAGUAAUUUUUUAAAUA